GGCCCAUGGGUCCAUUUUCAAAAGAACCACAUCGGGUAAUUGUGAAAUGUGAAUAAUCUUCUCAUUCUCUCUGGAACACCGAACACCCUUUGCUUUCUGAGUCUCUCUAGGAUGUGGGGAAGUGCAGAUGGAGGAGCUCCAGAAGUCACUCUCGAGACUUCCAUGGGUUCUUUCACGGUCGAGCUUUACUACAAGCACGCACCGAGAACUUGCAGAAACUUCUUAGAACUCUCCCGCAGAGGCUACUACGACAACGUCAAAUUCCACAGAAUCAUCAAAGAUUUCAUAGUCCAAGGUGGAGAUCCCACUGGCACAGGAAGGGGAGGAGAAUCCAUUUAUGGAUCAAAGUUUGAGGAUGAGAUAAAACCCGAGCUGAAACAUACUGGAGCUGGUAUUUUAUCCAUGGCAAAUGCUGGUCCAAAUUCAAAUGGAAGCCAAUUCUUUAUUACCCUGGCCCCAGCACAAUCACUGGAUGGUAACAAUAUGAUCCUACUCAAUAAUUACCAUUACAAUUUAUUUAAUCUAUCUUUAUGGAAUGUUCAUGAAAUGUGCAAACUUUUUUCUCCUGUAAAUAGGAAAAGUGGGUCCCUUUUAUCACCGGGAAACAGGAUAAGUGUGAGGGCUGACCAGAAACUUGAUUGUUUUUACACUCUUUGAUCCACUUAAUUAGCAUACACCUUGUAAGCAUUCCAUUGUAGGAUCACACCCAGAAUACAUUCUGCUUAUCUGCUUGAUCUAAUUCUCAUAGACUCAUAACUUUGUGCAAUCUUUGUCAGCACUUGCAGAUGGGCUGUGAGCAUGAAAUUACAUGAUUAAAAUUGCUUACAGCUUCUUAUUCUUCUCCUUCUCCUUUGUUUAUGUCCUUACUGUAGAUUUUAAAAAUAUUGUUAUCUGAUAUUUCUUCUUCUUAUUCAUUUAUAUCCAA
Molecule: messenger RNA, 925 nt
Organism: Vitis vinifera (wine grape)
Lineage: Eukaryota; Viridiplantae; Streptophyta; Magnoliopsida; Vitales; Vitaceae
Product: peptidyl-prolyl cis-trans isomerase CYP18-2
Exons: 4
Coding region: 112-657 (181 amino acids)
Biological process (GO): protein folding; protein peptidyl-prolyl isomerization
Cellular component (GO): catalytic step 2 spliceosome
Molecular function (GO): peptidyl-prolyl cis-trans isomerase activity
Source: RefSeq, a predicted model, not a curated record